Messenger RNA from Jatropha curcas, 600 nucleotides. Lineage: Eukaryota; Viridiplantae; Streptophyta; Magnoliopsida; Malpighiales; Euphorbiaceae. The record is from RefSeq and is a predicted model, not a curated record.
AUGACAUCUGAAUCCUCUUCUUUUGUUCAACUAGCCAUUCCAAAAUUUGAUGGGCAUUAUGAUCAUUGGUCAAUGCUCAUGGAAAACUUUAUGUGCUCAAAGGAGUAUUGGAGUAUGGUGGAGAAUGGAGAUUCUGCUGCAGCAGAAGGUGUGACUCUAACAGAUCUACAAAAGAAGACCUUUGAAGAACAAAAAUUGAAAGACUUGAAGGCGAAGAAUUUUCUAUUUCAAGCACUAGAUCGUUCUGUUCUGGAGACAAUUCUUCGAAAGGACACAGCAAAGAAUACAUGGGAUUCAUUGAAGCAGAAAUAUCAAGGUACAACUCGAGUUAAACGAGCACAGCUGCAAGCCCUUCCUAAAGAGUUUGAAAUUCUCCAUAUGACAAAUAGAGAAACCGUGAAUGAAUACAUCACUCGAACUCUUUCCAUUGCUAAUAAAAUGAAAGCAAAUGGUGAAUACAAGGGAGAUAGUAGCUUGCUUGUGCAUGAACAACGUAUGAGCUCGCAAACCAUUGAAGAGCAUGCCUUAAAAACAUCUCAUGGAGAUCAAUAUGGAGGAAGAGAUCGUGGUAAUGGACGAGGUGGCAGCGGAAGAGGAUGA